ACACACACACACUAGAAAACUAACAUCGAAUCUAUCACACUGAAGAGGCUUCUGUGCAUUCAUUUAACCAGCUUUAAUCAAGAUGUCACAGCCAGAUGAGGUGAAGAGGAAGAAGCGUCCCCCGAUGAAGGAGGAGGACCUGAAAGGAGCUCGCAGUAAACUGGGACUGAAGGGCGAGGUCAAGAGUAAGACCUAUGAGGUCAUGGCGGAGUGUGAGCGUAUGGGCAAAACGGCUCCGUCGGUGUUCAGUGGAGUGAGGACGGGGACGGAGACAGCCCUGGGGAAGCCUGCUGCUGCCAAAGCUCCUGGAGCCAGUGUGUUCAGCAAGUAGACAAGAGCACUGAAGAAAACACACUGUAUGUUCUUAUGGUGAUGCUGCUUUUCUAAUAUAAUAAAGAAGGAUUUGAGAGGUAAAUGAUUUCACUUUAUGCCAGGUGUGUUGACUUUACUGCUAUGUUAACAGUUUUUGUACUUUGUUAUUUGUGUAGUGCAUCAGACUUGGCUUGGAUUAAUGUGGCUGAUGCUCUGAAGGAGUUGUGAAAUGUAUUUAUGUAUGUUGAAACAUUUGAUUUCUUCUUUUUUUAAACUGAACAUUUUUCCUAAAUAAAUAAUUUCCCCCUGUA
This is a messenger RNA of Trematomus bernacchii (emerald rockcod), 623 nucleotides long. RefSeq names its product musculoskeletal, embryonic nuclear protein 1b (gene mustn1b). The record is from RefSeq and is a predicted model, not a curated record. The coding region runs from base 83 to 331 and encodes 82 amino acids. NCBI's taxonomy places the organism in Eukaryota, Metazoa, Chordata, Actinopteri, Perciformes, Nototheniidae. Gene Ontology annotation, cellular component: nucleus. Gene Ontology annotation, biological process: chondrocyte differentiation; tissue regeneration; chondrocyte proliferation. The transcript is spliced from 3 exons.